This is a messenger RNA of Stylophora pistillata, 4448 nucleotides long. Its product is annotated as metabotropic glutamate receptor 3. Gene Ontology annotation, biological process: G protein-coupled receptor signaling pathway. Gene Ontology annotation, cellular component: membrane. NCBI's taxonomy places the organism in Eukaryota, Metazoa, Cnidaria, Anthozoa, Scleractinia, Pocilloporidae. The record is from RefSeq and is a predicted model, not a curated record. Gene Ontology annotation, molecular function: G protein-coupled receptor activity.
UAAUUAUCAUUUGAAAAGACUUUUUCUCGAAGUCCAUUGAAUUCGUAAUUAUAUUUUUUCAUUCGAAGUACGCAGAGUAAAUUCGUGUUCAUGGUUAGAGACAAUGGGAAGUGUUACGGUGGCCUUACACCGGAAACGUAAAUGCCCUGCGUGUCUUUCAGCUAAUUGAGUUGAGAGGUCGUAGAAUUUGGCUCUUUGGAAAGACAAUUUUAGAUCGCAUCUUGAAGACAAGAAGAGAGUGUAUGGUUUAUCUAGCCACUGGAGAAUUCAGAUGAGUAAACAUUGAGUCUUUGCGAGUUGAAAAGGUUUUCUGGUCGCCUGUUGGAUCUCAAGUUUGUGUUUUCGCAGUUAGAAGGGCGCAACCGUCCAUCCUCCAUAUUGACUGAGUUAUCAAUAACAUGUCUACGCACAAGACUGCUUCAAGAACCUGAAGAUAUUUGGUGUCAUAUAUUUGACAAAAGAGCUUCUCAUCUUGCAGAUUAAUGGUUCUGUUUGAAAGCCUGAAAUCUUCAAUGUUGUCUAUUAAGGAAUCUUCGGUACUUCCUCGAAUCCUCUUAUCGCUCACUCUUUUCACUGUGGUACACACCACAAAUAGAAAUGCGUCAGAUAAUUCUCAUCAGUUUGGCGCUAUUUCCAGCCCGACUCCGAGAAAUCAAGUCUCCUCAGCAUCACAUGUAGCGAGAGUCGAUGGCGAUGUGUUCCUGGGAGGACUUUUCCCAGUUCAUGCUAAAGGCAAUGGAUCAUCUUUAUGCGGCGAACUAAAUGAACAAGUUGGAAUUCAUCGUGUGGAGGCCAUGUUGUACGCAAUGGAUCAGGUGAACAGAAACAGCGCACUCCUCCCGAACAUAACCUUGGGUAUGGAAAUUCGCGACGAUUGUGGGACAGUAAACACUGCUUUAGAACAGUGUCUGAACUUUGUGCUCGGCACACUUACAAUUAGGGAAGAAAUAUGCAGCUCCCAAGUAGGGGUUCCUGGGGUGAAGGAAAAAGCUACUCUGUUGGGGGUGGUGGGGCCAUCAUACAGCAGCACGACAGUACAGGUAGCUAGUCUCCUUCGUCUGUUCGAUGUCCCACAAGUCAGCUAUGCUGCAACAAGCGCUGAAUUGAGUGACAAGGACAAGUUUGAAUACUUCGCGCGAACUGUGCCCCCGGACUCCUAUCAAGCGCGAGCCAUGAUAGACAUUAUUACAUACAUGAACUGGACAGCGGUCUUCGUAGUUCAUUCGCGCGGCAGUUAUGGUGAACAAGGAAUGCAUAUCUUGGAAAAAUUCUCGGUUAUGAGUAAUGUUUGUAUUGCUGACCAUCGACAAUUAGAACCAGAUUUCACUGAGAAGGAAUAUGACAAGAUCGUAACUCGAUUUCUUAAAGAGAAGGAUAUCCGCGUCGUUGCGAUGUUUUGUAAUGCUGAGGAUCUUCGUUCGAUGCUCCAAGCCGCUAAAAGAGCGCAGAUUCGAGGCGAGAAGAAACGGUUUAUUUGGCUGGCGAGUGACUUUUGGGGGACAAGACUUCGUCAUGUUGAAGGUUUGGAAGAUGUCGCUGAUGGCGCCAUUACCAUCGAGUUUCAAACGUUUAAGACACAAUUAGAGCCAUUUUACGAUUAUUUUUCGAAGCUGAAUCCAUGGAACAACUCAAGAAAUCCUUGGUUUAAAGAGUACUGGGAGAAGCAUUUUAAUUGCAAAUUUAAGAACGAUUUGUUGUCCGAGAAUCGUCGUUGUUCUUUCCCCGUGAAUCGUUCUUCGGUUCCGGCUCUUGACAGAUUCGAUGCUAAAGUUCCUUUCGUCAUCGAUGCGGUGUUUUCAUUUGCGCACGCGCUUCAUAAUAUGCACCGAAAUGUCUGCGGCCAGGCGCCAAGCCUCUGCUUGGCCAUGAAGACACUGGAUCGCUCUGUGCUAUUGUGGUAUUUGCGGAACGUGUCUUUUAAUGGCACAACUGGGCCGGUGAAAUUCGAUUCCAACGGCGACAGUGCUGGGAAGUACGACGUUUACUUAUUUAAAAACUCUCCCAGUGAAUACUAUAGGAAACUGGGAAGCUGGGUCCAAGGAAAAUUGAUGUUGGACCCUCGUGAACUUUACCAAGCAAAUAACUACCUUGAAUCGCAUUGUGGAAAGCCUUGUGAACCUCAUGCCAUAAAGCGCAUACGCGAUACGGUCUGCUGCUGGACAUGCGAAGACUGUGACGCAGACUCGUACGUUGAAAAUGACUUUACGUGCAAAACAUGUGAUAAAGGAACUAAGCCAAAUGCUACGUUCGACGGCUGGGAACCCCUACGUGAAGUAUAUCUCAGCGAAGUGUGGAUAGCUUUAGUUGGCGUAUUUGCGUCUCUAGGAAUUCUUGCCACUGCCGCUGUAUGUGUUGUGUUUCUUAAAUUCGCUCACACACCGCUCAUAAAAGCAUCCGGACGCGAAUUAUCCAUUGUCCUUCUUUCUGGAAUAUUACUCUGCUACAGUUUUGCUUUCGUAAUGGUGUCGAAUCCAGGCAAAGUUGUCUGCGCGAUCCAAAGAUUCGGAAUUGGUUUGUGUUUCUGUAUGUGUUAUUCUUCCUUAUUGGUACGCACCAAUAGAAUUGCGCGCAUUUUCAGCGGUAUUAAAGCACCAUCGUUCAUUAGCCCAAAGUCACAACUUCUCAUUACUGCUGUAAUAAUUGCUCCAGAGCUUGCCGUGGCCAUAACGGAGCUUUUGAUCCAGCCACCAAAAGCCAUCCCAUCCUACGAGCAACAAGCCUUUGUACUUAUCAAAUGCAACAUAAGUACUGUUGGAAUGGUGAGCUUGUUCGGCUACAAUGCUGUCCUUAUAAUAUUUUGCACAUAUUACGCGUUCAGAACUCGUAAAACUCCGUUGAAUUUUAACGAAGCUAAAUUUAUUGGUUUCUGCAUGUACACAACGUGUGUGAUAUGGAUCGCGUUCGUCCCAGUGUAUUAUGGGAUAGGAGGAGGAUUCCAAGCCGUUGCUCUGGCUUUUAGCUCUGUUAUUAGCGCCACAACAAUUUUAAUCUUCAUCUUCAUACCAAAAGUCUACAUUGUGGUCUUCAAACCCGAGAACAACAUCCAGCGCAAUUCCAGAUUGCGCUCAAGAUUGAAGUCUUUUGACUUAAAUGCACCGGAGUCAGAUACUGUUUUCAAUGGUCAGUCGUUCCGCAAGGUCAGCGGCAGCGUUCCCUCGACACCUAGUUUGAUCACGAGCAAAACGAUCAAGAAUGGAGGAACACAGCAUCAGAGUCAACCUCAGACACCCCGCUUCACAGCAAUUUGACUUCAGAGACUUGACACUGGUUUCUAAGGACGCAUGACAAAAACACCUUGAGAUUGUCCUUCAUUUCCAAAGACAGAACCAUUGACGAUUGCGAUGAGAUGAUAAUGAGCCAACAAAACUCAGAGCAAAAGUGCGGGAAAAAGGAUAUAGCUGAAAGGUGUCGAAAUGCAUGCUACCGAUGAAAAGUGUAGGAAUGCAUGUCGCGGGUGGAAAGAGCGAGGGAAUAUGACGUCGGUGAAAAACGCUGGAAAGCAUGUAGUGGGUGGAAAUAAAUAGGAUUAUGGCACUGGUGAAAAGCGUGGGAAAAACAAUUCGUUGGUGGAAAGAGCAAGGAAAUAUGGCGCCGGUGAAAAACGCGGGAAAACAUGUUGCAUGUGGAAAGGGAAGCAGACCACACUUACUGUAAAUCCUCUAUUAAGCGCCCCCCUCUUAUAAGCCAACUCAUUUAAUUAGCCCUCCUCUUUAGAGGAAGAAAGUUAUUGAAUCCCCCCUCUAUUAAGCUCCCCCACCCGUCCCCCUCAAAAGCAAAAUUCAGAAUAACACUUCAUUUCAGUAAGUACGAUAAAUUCAUUCAAGUACUCUAAUUUUAGUUUGUCAUUUAAAAUUGAUUAUGGUGAUUGAUUGACUCUGCCAAUUUGGUAAAUGAAAAAAUUUAAAAUGAGAACCAUGUUUGAAUAAAUGCGGUACAUCAUAUCCUAUUGUAUCCUGGUAGUGAACAUCGCCCUGCAUUAAGCCCCACCCUUUGGUAAGCCACCCCCCCUCUAAGGCACCUGAAAUAAAUAAGCCCCCGAGGGGGCUUACUAGAGGAUUUACGGUAAGUAAAAAGCGCGGGAAAGCAGAAUACAGAAGUCAAAGUGUAUGAAAAAAAAAUCUUACCGAUGUUUGCUGCGAAAACUGAAUUGUAUAUUAUGAAACAGCGAUUUGUAUUUUCGAAAGUGUAUUGAAACAUUCCUUUUGGAAAAGGCAGUUAUGCCAGCACAAAAUUUUGCAUACCUGAUUCACUGGCAAUGUAGAUAAAAAAUAAUAAUUUCAGAUUUGUCUGGGUUGAUCUCGAGAUGUACUUUUAUUUUUCUCAUACUACUUGCCAAACAAAUAUAUUAAGAUUCUCAAUUUGAAGUGUCGUAAUUGUAAAGAAUACAUCUAAAUUGUAGGCUUAUUUGGUAGAGAAAUAAAAUGGCUGAUUCUUUCUGUUUCCAUUUA